GUUCAGCAGUCGAAAAGCUUGAAAUAUAAUAUUCAUUUUGUAUUGAACAUUCAAGAAUAUUUAACUAAAUCUAAAUGAAUUAAGCUAGGAUCCAAGAGUUCGUAAAAGUACAAAAGUUUUAUGUGAAUAUUUUUGUAAGAAGUCUGUUGUAUCCUUAAUCGUAUUUAUAAAUUUUAAUUGACGAUUGAAAAAAUGUCAGAACAAUUCGUUGGUUGUACAGUUUCUGUCACAUGUAUAGAUGAUCUUGGUACUUACCAGGGUCAAAUAAUCGAUUUAAAUAAACAAAGUGUGACUCUUUCAAAGGCUUUUUGUAACGGCGUACCGCAUACCUCGUCUGUAGUUAGUUUGAAUGCUAAAGAUAUAGUCAACGUAGAAAUUAUUUCUACCAAAGAAGCUGGCUCUAAUAUAAAUGAUACGCAAACACAAAGUAAAGUAACAGUAAAGAGACCGAUUGCCAAAAGAGCUGGUAGAUCCUUUUCUGAAAGUGUUCCAUCUUCAACACAUUCCGGUGGAAUGCAAUCAUCAUCGAAUUUUAAAAAACCUGUCGAAUCGACACAACAGCAAUCUGAGCUCGCAACUAAUGGAAAAAUGGGAUCAACUGAGCCUAAUUGUAAGCCAGCUCAAAAGAGACUUACUCAUAGACAGAGAGCACUUGAAAGGGAUGAGCAUACUUUUGGUACUCCUAUUGAUCAAUCCUUGAACCAAGAUUUCGAUUUUGAAAAAAAUUUAGCAUUAUUUAAUAAAGAGGCUGUGUGGCAAGAAAUAAAUUCUCUUAAACCAGACAUCGUCAGACAGUCGGAAAGUAAUAGAGGUGGUGGUGGUAAAUAUCGACACGAUGAGAAUAUAAUUGUUUCGGAACCUACAGCUUUCAGACAAAUUGUUGUACCUUCGACUGGGGAAAAAGAAUAUGUUACGGAUGAUGGCCUAGUAAUACCAAGUAUCACUCUUGAUCUUCAUCGUCAAUUAAUUGGUGCAGCAGAUCGGCUUGGUAUUAGCUGGGAACGAAGGGUAGAACUUCUUGGACGUGCAGGAGCAGAAAUUAUUCUUCAACUUCUUGGUGGUGGACAUAGACUCAAUCCAAAUAAUGCUCAUCAAUGGCCAACCGUUGUAGCACUUUGCGGACCGAAUAGAUCAGGAGCUGCUGGCGUUAAUUGCGCACGACAAUUAUCUAGUCAUGGUGUUAAAACAAUAGUAUUCGUUGAAAAUUCAGAAGAUGUUUUUCUUCUACAAGAACUAUCAUUAUAUAGAUUGACAGAAAACAAAGUAGAAACUAAAGUUAAAAAUUUACCUUCUGUCGUAGAUUUAAUUCUUGUUGCGCUAUGCGAUGAAAAUUCUCCAAAAAUGGUUACUCCAGUAACACUGUGGGCAAAUAAUAAUAGAGCACUUAUUUUAGCUAUUGAACCACCAUCUGCAGGUACACCUGGCAUUUUAAGUAAAUUUAGUUUAGUUGGUGCUUUACCAUUAUCUCAUAGUCUUGACAAUGGUAGACUAUAUCUUUGUAAUCUUGCUCUACCAAACAAAGUUUAUUCUGAUGUUGGGAUUACUUAUAGGUCUCCUUUUGGACCAAAAUUUGUCAUUCCUUUGCAUUCCGAUAACUCCUAGCAAAUUUUUAAUCAAUAUGUUGAUUCUAGCAACAGCAUCUUCAGAUUUUAAAAAGUUCUGUUUUUUUUUUCUCUUUAGCAUUGUAUACAAUUAAAAUAGAAGUAUACUAUGUCACAGGAACAUACUCCAAGGACAGAGGAUAUUGUCCUCAUAUAUAUAUAAAAAAAAAAAAACAAAAAACAAAAAAAAAACAAAAAAAAACAUAACAUGCUGUGACAUUUACUAUGUAAAUUAUAGUUUUUCGU
Messenger RNA from Vespa mandarinia (Asian giant hornet), 1847 nucleotides. RefSeq names its product enhancer of mRNA-decapping protein 3 (gene Edc3). NCBI's taxonomy places the organism in Eukaryota, Metazoa, Arthropoda, Insecta, Hymenoptera, Vespidae. Gene Ontology annotation, molecular function: mRNA binding. Gene Ontology annotation, biological process: P-body assembly; deadenylation-independent decapping of nuclear-transcribed mRNA. The record is from RefSeq and is a predicted model, not a curated record. Gene Ontology annotation, cellular component: P-body.